GCGCCCCCCGCUCCGCGCCGAGGGCUGGAGGAUGAGUUCCUCGGGGUCCGGAUUUAUGAAAAUAUGCAUCAGUUUAAUACUGUCUUGGAAUUCAUGAGAUGGAAGCAUAGGUCAAAGCUGUUUGGAGAAAAUUGGAAACACAGUUUUAUCUAGCUGCAUUCCGAGGAAUAAGGAGAAAGCAGUGGGAGUUGGAGUCAUUGUCAAGUGAUUACGGCUUUUUACGAAAAAAUCUCAUUGAAUAAUAGUCAUUUAAAUUAGUGAAAUAGCAGGACCAGUUAUUGAAGGUGACAGUGUACAGGAAACAUUAUAAUUGAACAAUGACUCAGCUAUAUAUCAGAUUAUUGGGAGCCUAUCUGUUCAUCAUUUCUCAUGUUCAAGGGCAGAAUCUAGACAGCAUGCUCCAUGGCACCGGGAUGAAAUCAGACUCCGACCAGAAAAAGUCAGAAAAUGGAGUCACCUUAGCACCAGAGGAUACCUUGCCUUUUUUAAAGUGCUAUUGUUCAGGACACUGCCCAGAUGAUGCUAUUAAUAACACAUGCAUAACUAAUGGACAUUGCUUUGCCAUCAUAGAAGAAGAUGACCAGGGAGAAACCACAUUAGCUUCCGGGUGUAUGAAAUAUGAAGGAUCUGAUUUUCAGUGCAAGGAUUCACCAAAAGCCCAGCUACGCCGGACAAUAGAAUGUUGUCGGACAAAUUUAUGUAACCAGUAUUUGCAACCUACACUGCCCCCUGUCGUUAUAGGUCCAUUUGAUGGCAGCAUUCGAUGGCUGGUUUUGCUCAUUUCUAUGGCUGUCUGCAUAAUUGCUAUGAUCAUCUUCUCCAGCUGCUUUUGUUACAAACAUUAUUGCAAGAGCAUCUCAAGCAGACGUCGUUACAAUCGUGAUUUGGAACAGGACGAAGCGUUUAUUCCAGUUGGAGAAUCAUUAAAAGACCUUAUUGACCAGUCACAAAGUUCUGGUAGUGGAUCUGGACUACCUUUGUUGGUUCAGCGAACUAUUGCCAAACAGAUUCAAAUGGUUCGGCAAGUUGGUAAAGGCCGAUACGGAGAAGUGUGGAUGGGUAAAUGGCGUGGUGAAAAAGUGGCAGUCAAGGUAUUCUUUACCACCGAAGAAGCUAGCUGGUUUCGAGAAACAGAAAUCUACCAGACUGUGCUAAUGCGCCAUGAAAACAUACUUGGUUUUAUAGCAGCAGACAUCAAAGGUACAGGUUCCUGGACUCAGCUCUAUUUGAUUACUGAUUACCAUGAAAAUGGAUCUCUCUAUGACUUCCUGAAAUGUGCUACACUGGACACCAGAGCCCUGCUCAAGUUGGCAUAUUCAACUGCCUGUGGUCUGUGCCACCUUCACACGGAAAUUUACGGCACGCAGGGAAAGCCUGCGAUUGCUCAUCGAGACCUAAAGAGCAAAAACAUCCUCAUCAAGAAAAAUGGAAGUUGCUGUAUUGCUGACCUGGGCCUUGCUGUUAAAUUCAACAGCCAUCGCUUUUGUGCCCACUGUGUUUUGCCACUCCCUACAGGGAUAGUAGAAGAGUACCAGUUGCCAUAUUACAACAUGGUACCCAGCGAUCCAUCGUACGAAGAUAUGCGUGAAGUUGUAUGUGUCAAACGUUUGCGGCCAAUUGUGUCUAAUCGGUGGAACAGUGAUGAAUGUCUGCGAGCAGUUUUAAAGCUAAUGUCAGAAUGCUGGGCCCACAAUCCAGCCUCCAGACUUACAGCAUUGAGAAUCAAGAAGACACUUGCCAAGAUGGUCGAAUCCCAAGAUGUAAAGAUUUGACACCUAAACAGUUGUGAGGAGAAACUGCAGACUGCAAGAAAUGUUUUUACCCAAGGAACGGGUGGAAUUAGAGUCAACUAAGGAUAUUAACUUGGUUCUCAGACUCUUUCCUCAGUACACAUUCACAGGCUGCUAAUAUUAAACCUUUCAGUACUCUUACUAGACUACAAGCUGGGAACUUCUUCUAAACACUUCAUUCUUUAUAUAUGGACAGCUUUAUUUUAAAUGUGGUUUUUGAUGCCUUUUUUUUUUUAUUAGGUUUUUAUGAACUGCAUCAAGACUUCUAUCCUGAUUAAUAAGUCUCCAGUCAAACUCUGGGUACUGAAUUGCCUGUUCAUAAAAUGGUGCUUUCUGUGAAAGCCUUAAGAAGAUAAAUGAGUUCAGCAGAAAUGGAAAAAUAUACACCUUUGCCUUCUACCUGAGAAAAUUUAAUCUGUUUGUAUUCUACCUUUGUAAAACAGCCUGUAGAUUACGAUCUGCUUGGGAUACUGCUUAGUUUAUGGUAGUUGGUCAUGCCUUCCUUGAUCGUGGAGUGUGUGUCUGUGCACACAUGCACACCAGGAUUCCUCUGCUGCCGUUUGAAUUAGAAGAAAAUAAUUUAUGAACGCACAGGAAGAUAUUGGUGGCCGGUGGUUUUGUGCUUUAAAAAUGCAAUAUCUGACCAAGAUAUGCCAAUCUCAUAAAAGCCAUUUGUCUUGCAAGUGAGAUAGUUGCCCAGCCAACUUUACUUUUUAACGUAAAAGUUGAUAUAAAAGCCAAAAGAAGUUUAAAGUGUCUGUAAAUUUGGACUGUUUUCCUUCCACGGCCAUCAUUUUUUGGGUAGUUAUUUUUGUCAUGGAAAGCAUCCCAUCCAAAGUCGGAGUUCCCAAUGCAAUGAACCAUGUUCAUAAAGAAAGCACUUCUUAUUGAAGUAAAUUACUGCAUUUGAUAGCAAUGUAAGUGCCUGUAACCAUGUUCUGUAUUCUUUAUUCUCAGUAACUUUUUAAAGGGAAGUUAUUUA
Propithecus coquereli (Coquerel's sifaka) is the source of this 2772-nucleotide messenger RNA. RefSeq names its product bone morphogenetic protein receptor, type IA (gene BMPR1A). The transcript has 12 exons. The coding region runs from base 318 to 1772 and encodes 484 amino acids. Gene Ontology annotation, biological process: cellular response to growth factor stimulus; BMP signaling pathway; protein phosphorylation. The record is from RefSeq and is a predicted model, not a curated record. Gene Ontology annotation, molecular function: transforming growth factor beta receptor activity, type I; ATP binding; SMAD binding. Lineage: Eukaryota; Metazoa; Chordata; Mammalia; Primates; Indriidae. Gene Ontology annotation, cellular component: signaling receptor complex; plasma membrane.